Spea bombifrons (plains spadefoot toad) is the source of this 1601-nucleotide messenger RNA. It is a transcript of the gene DHRS7, whose product is annotated as dehydrogenase/reductase 7. NCBI's taxonomy places the organism in Eukaryota, Metazoa, Chordata, Amphibia, Anura, Pelobatidae. The coding region runs from base 82 to 1092 and encodes 336 amino acids. Gene Ontology annotation, molecular function: oxidoreductase activity. The transcript has 7 exons. The record is from RefSeq and is a predicted model, not a curated record.
GAGGGGGCAGUAAGGAGGCGGAGUCUGACACAGGAAGUGCCCGGUUGCUGAGCGUGCUGAGAGUGGGAGUAGCUGCUCGCUAUGGAUCCGCUGACGGUGUUGGCGGCUCUGGCGGCUCUGGCGGUUCUCUAUAUCCUGCUGCAGUCUGUCAGGUUCCUGAGAGCGGACGGGGAUUUAACCCUUCUGUGGGCGGAACGGUUCGGACACUCCCCGGAAAGUAAGCUCGGUGGGAACGUUGUGUGGGUGACCGGGGCGUCCAGCGGAAUUGGGGAGGAAUUAUCUUACCAGUUGGCCAAACUUGGCGCCCGGCUGAUCCUCUCCUCCAGAAGGGAAAAUGAAUUGCAGAGAGUGAAACGGAAGUGCUUGGAGAUCGGCGCCCUGGAGGAGAGAGACGUCCUGAUCGUGCCCCUCGACCUGACCCAGACGGAGUCGCACGGGGCCGCCGCGGACGCCGUCCUCAAGCAUUUCGGCCGAAUCGAUGUCUUAGUGAAUAACGGGGGCCGCUCGCAGCGCUCUCUCUUCGUGGACACCGAGCUGGAUGUCUAUCGGGAACUCAUGGAGCUCAAUUACCUGGGGACGGUCUCUCUGACCAAGCGUGUCCUGGAACACAUGAUCGAGAGGAGGAAGGGGAAGGUUAUCACCGUCAGCAGCGUGACGGGCUUCAUCGGAGUGCCGCUCUCUACGGGAUACGCCGCCAGCAAGCAUGCGCUGCAGGGGUUUUUCAACAGUCUCAGGAUUGAACUGGGCGGCUAUCCGGAUAUAACGGUCAGCAUCACGUGCCCGGGUCCCGUGCAGUCCAAAGUGGUGGAGAACGCCUUCACGGAGGUGGUUGGCAAGAAAUUUGAACCAAAAUCGGACCAGUCUUACAAGAUGCCGACCGCGCGCUGCGCCCGCCUCAUCCUGGUGACCGCCGCCAACGAUCUGAACGAGUCGUGGAUCUCGGAGCAUCCGGUUUUAGCCGUGUUCUACCUCUGGCAGUACUUCCCGACGUGGGCCUGCUGGAUCACGGAGAAGAUCGGCAGGCGAAGGAUCGAGAGCUUCAAACGCGGAGAGGAUGAAGACGCAGCGUUUUGCGCUAAGAAAUCCAAAUAAAGGAUGAGAGCGUUUCGCGCAGGACCGCGGAUCCAGUAACUUUACCUCUUAUUCAAGGAGUCGGAGGUCGCUGGCCGUUCUCUAGAUGGUCCGGCGACACACGUGUGCCUAGUCACACACAAAAUGGAGCUCCUACCUGCUGUAUGACGGGGUUACAUACAAACCACGCGUCAAUAUGUAUAUUUAUUGUAUAUAACAAAGAAGUUAUAGCUGUUGGGUGAUGGCUGGAGCAUUAUUUUGAGAUGAUCUUAUUAGAGCAAAAAUUCCUGAUAGUCUGCUGAUAUGGCAAUCGGCGAAGCAUCAUUCACUUCACGAGUUUGCCGACAUUAUUCGGGGUCUCUGUUCAUGCCAUUGUUGAUUAUCGCGCCCCGACUCGGCUCAACCUUUCGGUUCUCUACUGCACUCCAAACAUAAUCAGUAAUACUAAAGCUGCAGUCCCACCAACUACUUGUUGCGCUCUCCGGUAUGUUAAGCAAAUAAAGGCUGGCAGAUGUGCCGAUUCUUUCCUC